Molecule: messenger RNA, 2342 nt
Organism: Helobdella robusta
Lineage: Eukaryota; Metazoa; Annelida; Clitellata; Rhynchobdellida; Glossiphoniidae
Exons: 2
Coding region: 1-1977 (658 amino acids)
Biological process (GO): positive regulation of DNA-templated transcription
Cellular component (GO): chromatin; nucleoplasm
Molecular function (GO): protein binding; zinc ion binding; ubiquitin-protein transferase activity
Source: RefSeq, a predicted model, not a curated record
AUGAACAAUUCACUAGAGGCUUCCAGCUCCACUUACACAUCAACCGUCAUCUUGACGGAUGAGUUUCUACACUGUCCGAAUUGCACCCAAGAAUUAGUUAGACCCAAAUUACUCCCAUGUUUGCAUAGUUUCUGUUGCGACUGCCUCGAGACCUGUCUGUCUAGCAACGGUAUCCUGCCUGGUCAGACGUUCUAUUGCCCACUAUGUCGAACCCACUGCACCGUUCCAGAAAGUGGUGUCCAGGAAAUGAAAGACAACGUUCUCGUCGGUUCCAUGCAAAGUUUUUUAAAUUUUAGGAAUGAUAUCCUGAUUAGUGAUGAGGUGACAUGCGGUGGCUGUGGCAAAAGGUCAUUGGAUAAGACGAAGGUUAAAAAAUGCAUCGAGUGCUCUGAUUGGCUGUGUAGAUCUUGUAGUAGAAUACAUCAGCAGGUAAAACUUUCAAAAGACCACCACCAAUACAGUUCGGAAGAAUUACUAACGGGAGAUUUUGAUGACGUCAUCAAAGAGAAUAUAUCGUCACAUUACUGCCCCAAGCACAAAGAAAAAUUAAUUAAAUACUGUCUAGAGACAAAAUGUAAAGCGCUACUCUGCGAGAUGUGCAUAAUUACGUCACACUCGAAUCAUGACGUAAUUCCGAUUACGCAACAAGCUAUCAAAGAUUCUGAAACGAUUCAGUUAUUUUUACCUCUCGUUGAGAAGUUUAUCUCGACGCUGCAGAUGAGAAUUAAGAAUUUAGCCAGUCAGCAAAAAGAUGUAACCCGCUUUAGGAAGACAUUUCACAAAACUUUCGGGGAUAGAGUUUUGAAAGUUAUUGAAAAAAUAACUGAAAAGCUGUACAAUUACUCUGUUUCGUUGCACAACUCUGUAGACGGUCUAACAGGUGAUAGACUUGAAUACAUUAACUCUUUUGACGUUGAAGAUUUGAAAAGUAAAUUAGAAACCGCUAAAAUAUCAAAUCAAUUUUGCGAACAACUCAUAAAAUUCGACCACACAGCAAGCAUACUUAACACGAGCGGCUUAGCCAGGAGUCAAUUAAAAAAAUUUCAAAAAUGUCCCAAGAUGAAAAUUUCUUCUUGGACUACCUACAGCCUAACCGAACCGGUUGGUGUGACUUUAGAUGUCAUCGCCUACCUCGUCGGCGGUGUCUACUGCGAUGACAAACCCAAAAACGACACAUCGGUUCUCUCAUUCAACACGAAGUCUGAGUUAGACGUGAGACCGUGCGUCAUGUGCGACUUGGCCAUCGAUCAUAGCAACAGCUCCGUUAUCGUAGUCGAUGAGAGCAAUAAAAACUUAAAAGUUUUCGAUUUUGAAGGCAACAGGCUGACUCGAUCGGCAGACGGUUUUUUCCACUCACCGAUACGAAUAACGGUUCUAAGAAACAACGACAACUACUUAGUAAACGACGAAAAUACGUUGAAAUUAUCUUCUAAACAAUUUACUUCCCUGCAACUCUUCACAAGUUACAAAUUCAAACAACCGGUGGGCAUCUGCCAGUCGACGAACGGAGAAAUCUUAGUCGCCGAGUGGAUGACAGGCGAGGUCCUAGGUUUCGAUGAAAUUGGUAAUAUAGUUAGGAAGUUUCCGUGUCUCAGUAAAAAUCCUGCUUACCUGUCCUGCUGUCUCGAGUGUGAUCACUUGAUCGUAUCAGAUUGGAAAACGCACCGGAUACGAGUAUUUCACUGGAAUGGAAAUCUGAUCGGUACGUUCGGUAGCACUCAGGGAUCGGAUAUCGAUCAGCUGGACCAUCCACACGGCGUUUCGUCCGAUUCGGAAAACAGAAUUAUCGUCUGCGACUCUUGGAACAACAGAUUGUUGCUUCUAAACUGGAAAGGAAGAUUUAUUGGGAACCUGCUAACAAACAAAGAAGGUUUAAGAUGGCCCCAAGCCUCUGCUUUGACGAAAAAUUACCUCUUCGUUGUAGAAAGAUCAGGGAUUGUCAAGCUUUUUGAGUACAAUCCUGUGACGAACUCAUAAAAUAAUUCUAUUCCAUUUAGUUUAAUUACGUUGCAUUUCAAUUUUUUGAGUUUUUAAGUAGAAUUUAAUGAAAUUUUUUAUCUUUGUUCAUAAUUUUCGCUUAUUUAUUUAAAUAUUUUGCCAGAAAUUGCAUAGUUAUAAAAAUAUAUUGAUACCAUGUGUAUAUAUAUCUUUGAUAGCCAUUUUACAAUUUUUACAUUAUAUUUCGUUUUUAGACAGAUAUGCCUGACUUUAUGUAGAGAAAUUAUUUCUAUAUAUAUAUAUACAGCUCAGUGUACAGAUAUUUUACAUGUGUUUUUUUUAUUAUUUUUCAUGUAUUGAUGGCAUGUUUUUCAAAUAUUAAAAUAUAUCAUUAAAAUACGUAA